This is a messenger RNA of Ipomoea triloba (trilobed morning glory), 627 nucleotides long. Its product is annotated as thioredoxin H-type 1-like. The transcript has 3 exons. Gene Ontology annotation, molecular function: protein-disulfide reductase activity. Bases 85 to 456 code for a protein of 123 amino acids. The record is from RefSeq and is a predicted model, not a curated record. Lineage: Eukaryota; Viridiplantae; Streptophyta; Magnoliopsida; Solanales; Convolvulaceae.
UGUUCUUCCCACCAAUACGAAAAAACAACCUCGAAUCUUAGGAAUCUCAGGCUUUUUGCUUCUAGAAAAUUCGGAGAGACGGAAAUGGCCGCCGCGACUUCUUCAGAGGAGGGACAGGUGAUCGCCUGCCACACCGUGGAUCACUGGAAGGAGCAGUUCGCUAAGGGCGUUGAGACCAAAAGACUGGUGGUGGUUGAUUUCACUGCAUCAUGGUGCGGCCCUUGCCGCAUGAUUGCUCCAAUACUGGCUGAAAUUGCAAAGAAAAUGACUCAUGUGAUAUUCGUCAAGGUUGAUGUUGAUGAACUGCAGGCUGUGGCUGAGGAAUACAAGGUGGAGGCAAUGCCGACUUUUGUGUUCCUCAAGGAUGGCAAUGAAGUGGAUAGGAUGGUGGGUGCAAAGAAGGAUGAUCUGCAGAACUGCAUAACUAAGCAUGCUGCAGCAGUCAUGACUGCUUAGUCUCUCAGUGAAGAGGGAUGAUCUGGUUUUACUUUUGUCAUGUAACAAUAAUUAUGACAGCACUAGCUACUCUCUAGCUCUGUCUCUAUACUCUCUGCCAUUGUGAUGAUCACAACAUUGUAUGUGUGAAGCUUUAUGAUGCUAUUUGAAUGAACACUGGAUUCAUGUUUA